AGUCCGAAGCUCCGCCCCAGAGCGCACUCACAGCCCCCGCGCUCCCUCCCGCGCUGCGCCCACCGCGCGGCCGCGGCUGCCAUGGCAACCUUACGCCGCCGCCGCCGCCUCUUCACGCACGUCGCGAGCUAACGGACUCGGCGGCGGCGGCCUGCGCCCCACCCCCACCCCAUCUGGACCUCAUCGCUGAAUGUGCCCGGACCUACGCCUUCUAGGUCUCUGAAAGAAGAUGAAUUUGGCUGAGAUUUGUGAUAAUGCAAAGAAAGGAAGAGAAUAUGCCCUUCUUGGAAAUUAUGACUCAUCAAUGGUAUAUUACCAGGGGGUGAUGCAGCAGAUUCAGAGACAUUGCCAGUCAGUCAGAGAUCCAGCUAUCAAAGGCAAAUGGCAACAGGUUCGGCAGGAAUUAUUGGAAGAGUAUGAACAAGUUAAAAGUAUUGUUAGCACUUUAGAAAGUUUUAAAAUCGACAAGCCUCCAGAUUUUCCUGUGUCCUGUCAAGAUGAACCAUUUAGAGAUCCUGCUGUUUGGCCACCUCCUGUUGCUGCAGAACACAGAGCUCCACCUCAGAUCAGGCGUCCCAAUCGAGAAGUAAGACCUCUGAGGAAAGAAAUGGCAGGAGUAGGAGCCCGGGGACCUGUAGGCCGAGCACAUCCUAUAUCAAAGAGUGAAAAGCCUUCUACAAGUAGGGACAAGGACUAUAGAGCAAGAGGGAGAGAUGACAAGGGAAGGAAGAAUAUGCAAGAUGGUGCAAGUGAUGGUGAAAUGCCAAAAUUUGAUGGUGCUGGUUAUGAUAAGGAUCUGGUGGAAGCCCUUGAAAGAGACAUUGUAUCCAGGAAUCCUAGCAUUCAUUGGGAUGACAUAGCAGAUCUGGAAGAAGCUAAGAAGUUGCUAAGGGAAGCUGUUGUUCUUCCAAUGUGGAUGCCUGACUUUUUCAAAGGGAUUAGAAGGCCAUGGAAGGGUGUACUGAUGGUUGGACCCCCAGGCACUGGUAAAACUAUGCUAGCUAAAGCUGUUGCCACUGAAUGUGGUACAACAUUCUUCAACGUUUCCUCUUCUACACUGACAUCUAAAUAUAGAGGUGAAUCUGAGAAGUUAGUUCGUCUGUUGUUUGAGAUGGCUAGAUUUUAUGCCCCUACCACGAUCUUCAUUGAUGAGAUAGAUUCUAUCUGCAGUCGAAGAGGAACUUCUGAUGAACAUGAGGCAAGUCGCAGGGUCAAGUCUGAACUGCUCAUUCAGAUGGAUGGAGUUGGAGGAGCUUUAGAAAAUGAUGAUCCUUCCAAAAUGGUUAUGGUAUUGGCUGCUACUAAUUUCCCUUGGGACAUUGAUGAAGCUUUGCGAAGAAGGUUAGAAAAAAGGAUAUAUAUACCUCUCCCAACAGCAAAAGGAAGAGCCGAGCUUCUGAAGAUCAACCUUCGUGAGGUUGAAUUAGAUCCUGAUAUUCAACUGGAAGAUAUAGCCGAGAAGAUUGAUGGCUAUUCUGGUGCUGACAUCACUAAUGUUUGCAGGGAUGCCUCUUUAAUGGCAAUGAGACGGCGUAUCAAUGGCUUAAGUCCGGAAGAAAUCCGUGCACUUUCUAAAGAGGAACUUCAGAUGCCUGUUACCAAAGGAGACUUUGAAUUGGCCCUAAAGAAAAUUGCUAAGUCUGUCUCUGCUGCAGACUUGGAGAAGUAUGAAAAAUGGAUGGUUGAAUUUGGAUCUGCUUGAAUUUCUGUCUGCUCUUUAAUUUCUGGUAUUUUUGUUUAUAAAAUAUGAAGAAAUUCCUGCAAUUUUUAAAAAACAAGUUUGGAAUUUUUUUCAGUGGAGUGGUUUUCACUUAAAGGAAAAAAAAUCUAAAGCUGUGAAGAAUACUAAAUGUGGUUGAGAAAUAAUUCAUGGCGAGAGUUUGCUAGUCUCCCUCCCCGGCUUUGUGCUGGUAUUCCAUGUAUUCCUGCAUUAAUAUUGCACACCCAAACCAGUCUGUCAGGGAGGCUGAAGAAAGGGAGCAGUGUGCUAUUUUAGGAACUUGUUUACAGAAGACUUAGAAAUACCCCUAUUUCUCAUUUGCAGUUUUUUUUUUUUCCAAUUCUUUGCUCUGUCAACAUGAGGGACCUACCUAUAUAUGCUGACUUUUAACAUCAAAAUUGAAUUUGUGUCAAACUCUAUUUGUUGUUAAGAGAAGAAUGACAGUAUAUUUUGGAGGAAAUAAUGAAUUUACUAAUUAAACCUUUAGAAUUUAUGACUUACUGUUAGAGUCUGUCAUAUGGUUAGAAUUUUUACUUCCCCUACCCCUGCCAUUUCUUCUGCUAGCUACUUAAUAACAUCUUGAGCUUUAUUGAGGAAUAUUCUCACGCCCUGUGGUAUUUGAAUCAUUUUGCCAGGUCAUUUCUCUGUCUUUAGUAUUUUUUGCUGGUGCUUCUUACACUUAAUAUGGAAAGGUGGGAAGAAUAUUAUUGCAUUAGAUGUAAUUCUUCAUUCUAGACUUCCAAGUUUGUUUUCACUUUUCUUUGUGUGUGUGUGUGUGUGUGUGUGUGUGAAGGAGUCUCACUCUGUCACCCAGGCUGUGUAGUGCAGUGGUUGAUCUUGGCUCACCGCAACCUCUGCCUCCUAGAUUCAAGCAAUUCUUCUGUCUCAGCCUCCCAAGUAGCUGGGAUUACAGGUGCGCACCACCAUGCCUGGCCUGUUUUCACUUUUCUUUCAACAUGUUCAAACAGAUAUAUAGCCAUUAUUUUUCUCACCUCCAACGUUGUUUGAUUUUUGUUGAAUUUGAUUUUAGUAUUUGAGAUAAAUACUUUUGCAUUCUAAACAAGUCCACUCUCUGUGGCUAACACAAAACAAAUGAAAUCUUUAUAGUUUUCCAAACAGCUAGUUUAACAAAACAGCAUCGUACAUAAUGAAUGAUGUUCAUUGGAAAAUUCUAAAAUUCGUCCUUGUCUAGGUUGAGAACUUUUACACACAGUAAGAUAAAGAUAGAAAUCUGACAUGCUCACUCACUUCAGCAGGAAUUACACAUUAGAAAGAAGCCAGAAAAAGUAAAUGGCAUAUAUCCAAUCACAAGUAAAUGAUCCUGGCAUUAGUUUUUAUGAUUGCAUGUGUCUUAUUAGGCAAUUUAUGCUUUAAUGGUCAAGCUUUUAAAAAUUUGUAUUUGAUAACAUCCUGAAUUCUCAGUUUUGAAUAGCACCUACUGGUUUAAAACUAAAAAUAAUACAGCUUUUUGGACACUUAGCCAAGAUACUAAGAAGGUUUUUUUUAAAAAAAGAGAUUUGAUUCUUUUUCCCUGCUGAAAACUGUAAAUGCCUUAUGUUCUUUUCAGAUAACUUAAGUCUGACUCUAAACUCCAGUAUUCAUCUGAUCUGUAAAUUUCCCUUCUUUCUGAGACACAGAUUAUAAGAUGCCAGAUCAUAAGACAUCAUGAUUUUAUUGUAAUUGAAUUCUUCCUAAAAAUUGAGAGAAGUUUCCUUUUAUUAACUUUUAAAGAAAUAAGUAGUUUCAUUAAGAUUAUUUUGCAAACUAUUGCCAUUCAGAAAUGUACUUUUUUUUCCCUGAAGUUUUAGGAGCCAUCACUAAAACAUUAGUCUUGUGAUUGUUAAAACUUGUUUGUAAUGGGUUGGUGCAAAAGUAACUGUGGUUUUUCCAUUACUUUCAAUGGCAAAAACCGCAAUUACUUUUGCACCAGCCUAACAGUUGAUUAGUUAGACCUUUUCUGGGUUUUGUAUUAAUUAUCUUGGUGUGCAUUUAAUUAUUUUUCUGAAUUCUUCAUGGAUAAUGACAUAGUAAUUGUGAUUCUUUUAAUACCAGUUAAGCAGUAUUUGGCAACUUAAACUUCCUAGGAGCUUAUCUUUACUAUGUUAAGUGAGUCAGGUGUGCUUUUUAUUUCCCUUGUUUCUCAUUUUGCGCUGUCAGUGGAUGGUAGAUGGCUUUGUAGAUCUUAAAUCUCUUAAAGGGUCUUAAAGAUAUCCCUCAGGUGUUCUAUUUAACUUUUAUUUUAUUUUAUUUAUUUAUUUAUUUCGAGACUGAGUCUUGCUCUGUUGCCCAGGCUGGAGUGCAGUGGUGUGAUCUCGGCUCACUGCAACCUCUGCCUCCCAGGUUCAAGCCAUUCUCCUGCCUCAGAGGCCUCCCGAGUAGCUGUGAUUACAGUUGCUGCCACGCCCAGCUUAUUUUUUUGUAUUUUUAGUAGAGACAGAGCUUCACCAUGUUGGCCAGGCUAGUCUCCAACUCCUGACCUCAGAUGAUCUGCCCACAUUGGCCUCCCAAAGUGCUGGGAUUACAGGUGUGAUCCACCGCACCCGGCCCAAACUUUUAAUAUACAACACACACACACACACACACACACACACACACACACACACACUAUUUCAGAAGACAGUGUGUUUCCUUACCCAGAAUGAGUGCUAGGAUAACAGGCGUGAGACAGACACACACACAUACAUACACACAUACAGAGUCUUUAUUGCAGAAGACAGUGUGUUGCCUUAUAGGCAUGAGACACACACACACACACACACACACACACAUACACACAGUCUUUAUUGCAGAAAACAGUGUGUUGCCUUACCAGAAUGAGUGCUUGGAUUACAGGCGUGAGCCACAGCGCCCAGCCCUAACUUUUAAUGUAUAUCACACACACAUUCACACACUCACAUACACACACACACACACACACUCUGACUUUAUUGCAGAAGACAGUGUGUUGCCUUACCCAGAAUGAGAUUGAAUUGUUUUGCUUUGUUAUUCUGUGUUGCGGUAGCAGAUGCAUCAUCAAAGGAAAAAUAUUUGGCUCCUUUAAUUCCUCUGAAAACAUGAGUAUUUUGAGUUCUGCAGCACAAUGACUGUAGGACUAAGCUAAGUCCGCUUCGCAGAUAUCUGAUCAGAUAGUCCCUUCAUUCUGUAGACGUGUAUUGGUUGGUCCAGGACACAGUGGGUGGGAGCUCUGUGGACCAAGACAAAGCUGGACUAGAGAGUACAGUUCCAACUUGGCAGUUUCUCUAACGACUCUGUAUAGCUCCUGGCUUCUACUGCUGAAACAAGAGUUUAGAUCACUGAUGGAGAGGCAUAGUAAUCUGUGCUUUGGAAAAAUAUAUAGAAGUUUUUUUCCCCUGUUUUUUGCACUUUUAAUCUGUUUCGAAAUUAGAACUGAUAUCCAUUUGUUUGAAUAAUGUGUAACUAUUAUGGAUCUAUUUUAAUGAACAAUUUUUACCAUUUCGCAAGCUGCCUGUUUAUUAUAAGCAUGACAUGUUUACUAUAAACCUUUUGCCCCCGUAAUUUCUUUUUUUAAAGGAAAUUAAUAUUAGUGAAAUAUAUCAAAUACCAGCUGCAACCUUCUAGCGAUCCAAGUAGACAAUAGAUAGUGGCAUCACAGACUUUAUCUACACACUUUCGGGUCUGACCACUACCUCCCACAAUACCUAGCCAUUUUGGAAGGGGAAAACAUGUGGUGGUCUAGCUGUAUAGCUCGGGGCUUAAUUUCAGCUUCUGAGAUCACAGUUUUUGUGAUGUCAUAUUUCACUCUCAAAACAUAGGCUGAAAGCACGAAUUACUCAGAAAGUAAGCAAACCAAUACCUGGUGAAUCUAUGGAUAGUCAUACACAUACAUCAGGGGAAAAUGUGUGUGCACAACCCAGAUUUACAAUAUGAUUGGCAUUCUUUGACUUUGCUUUGAGUAGCCUGACUCUGUUGAACAUGAAAUUAUUAGUACUCUAGGUUUUGGAUAGCCUAAGUUCAUUUGAAUUCCUUCCUUAGGAAUAAGUUUUUAUAUACACUGCUAAAUGUGUGAUGAGAAUCAUAAAACAGUAACCAGCUGAGGUAGCUAUGAUUCACUUUCUCCCCACCCUAACUUGAGAUAAAGUGAAGGACUAGGCAAGUAUUUCAUGUUGUGUGAGUGGACUUCGGUUCCUUCAGUAUUGUCUAGGUUAUUCAGUCUUUCUUUGCCUAAUAGUGGAUUCCCACUCUUAAGAUAACUUUUAUCUUAUUAAUGAUAAAUCACUUUAGGGUAUAUUCUGUAUGACAGGCAUAAAAUGUUAAGGGUGAAUGCUGGCCUUUUCCAAGAAAAGGCCACCUUAACUUGUAUGAGGAAAAAAUCCUAACUAUUCUCUUUUUUGUAUCUUUUUUUUCUUUAACUGUUUUGAUUGUAUAUUUUUAAGAAACCACUUAAUUUGUGAUGCACAUAAUAUUUGUGUGAACCUAAGAAUAUGUCACAAUAGAAAAAAGCAGAAAUUAUAGUUGGGGGACAUGUUAGGGGGAUAAAAAUAUUUAAGCCUCAAAUGUUUUACUCUCAUCUCCACUAACUAUUUUUACAGAAAAAGCUAAAAACUCUGUUGUAAUUAUUGUAAGUUUACUUAUUUAUACUUUUAAAUUAGGCUUUUCAUACUUAUUUAAUUUUUUUGACGUUUGCUUUUAAUAUUUGUUUCUUAAUGUGGAAAUUGUGUAUUUUAAUAAUCAAAUUCUUAGGAUAAUAGAUAUAUUUUUAAACAUUCACCUCAUUAACAAAUAGAUCUUUGAAUUUUUAUUAGGUUUUUUUGGCUCCAGACAACUCUUUAGCUUUAAUGAUAUUUCUAAAUUCCCAGUGACUUAUUAAUAAAAACAGGAAAAAUAUUUAGGUAAUGUCAUAAAAUUUAUUUUACCUUUCUCAUUUCCUGAGAAAAUAAAUGAAAAAAACCUGGAUAUUGCUUUGUUACCAGCAGUGUGUAGGUUUUUGUACAUUUGGGAAUUUGGCACAAAAGAAUAGGGAAUUAGUAUAGAGAAGUUUCCUUCUUAUAAAAGGACUCCCAUUUGAUUGUUCGAAACUGUAAAACGCACUUUUACUUUACCAUAUCUGAAAGGACAAAAUAUCGCCCUUUGGAAAACCUGACUCUUUGCACGUGUAAUUCCCAGAGUCUACCUCAGUUAACCAGGCUUAGUUUUAGGCAGGAAUGAAUUGAAUUAAAUUCAGUUCAUCAUCUAUGCAGAUAUGUUUCUUUUAAGCACGUCCCUCCCUCCUGCUGUUGCCCUCCUCCCAUUAACUUUUCUUUUUAAUCUUGAAAUUGUUUAAAAUAUUCCAUCUUUCUUUCUCUAGCAAAGCAUUUAUAUUCCAAAUAAGGCCUCUGUGAAAUGUCUGAAUUACUUUUCCCUUCUUUGUUAUGGUCAGCUUCAUUAUUUGGAUGUAUUGCAUUCAAAGCAGCAGUUUCAAACAUAACACACAUGUAUUUUCUUAGAGUUUUGUAAAUACAAACUAAUGUGAUGACAUUAAAAAUUGUGGAUCCUACAUGUUCCUAUGUUCAUUCUCUAAAAACCUGAGUAACUUUAUGAAAACACACAAACCUGGAAAAAUGUCACAUUUUUGUCACAUUUUUACUGACAAAUGUAUAUUCAUAUGAUGGUAUGGCAGCAGGGAGUGGCCCCCAGUUAACAUGGUUGUGAGUGGACACAGUGUCCAGCAGGAUCACUGCAUGUUAUGAUGGCUUGUAAGUGCGUUGUUAAGACUUUUGUUUCAGUGUUUGUCUCCCAGUAUUUGAACCUAAUUUAAAGAAAAAGACGUUGCCAAGUUGUAUUUAUUAAAUGUGUUUUUCCUUACAUUUUGUGCUGCUACUUUGCUAAUCUCAUUAGCUUAGUUGUGUUUGUGCAUAGGUUAUAUUUGGUAAUAAAUUUAUAGAGUGUUGGUUGUCA
Molecule: messenger RNA, 7615 nt
Organism: Nomascus leucogenys (northern white-cheeked gibbon)
Lineage: Eukaryota; Metazoa; Chordata; Mammalia; Primates; Hylobatidae
Gene: KATNAL1
Product: katanin catalytic subunit A1 like 1
Biological process (GO): microtubule severing
Cellular component (GO): microtubule; microtubule cytoskeleton
Molecular function (GO): microtubule severing ATPase activity; microtubule binding; ATP hydrolysis activity
Source: RefSeq, a predicted model, not a curated record